Pediculus humanus corporis (human body louse) is the source of this 417-nucleotide messenger RNA. RefSeq lists its product as uncharacterized. The transcript has 4 exons. The record is from RefSeq and is a predicted model, not a curated record. The coding region runs from base 1 to 417 and encodes 138 amino acids. Lineage: Eukaryota; Metazoa; Arthropoda; Insecta; Psocodea; Pediculidae.
AUGAGUGAAGUGAAAUUCGAAGUUCGCACGACAGAAGAAAAGGGUCGUGGAUUAUUUGCCACUUGCUUUUUGAAAGAAGGAGAUGUUAUAUUUGAAGAAAUACCUAUUGUAAGCUGUCAGUUUGCAUGGAAUGAAGAUUAUGGAUAUCAGGCUUGCGAAUUAUGUUUAAGGCCAUUAGAAACUGCAUUGGAAAAUGUUAAACGUCUUACUUUGAAUGAAUUUACUGAAAUACCUUAUCCAGAAUUAUGUAGUGUUAAAAAGGAAACACAAAUCAGUUGUAUCGGUUGUGGGGUUAAGUACUGCUGUAUGGAAUGUCUACAAAUAGCUUGGAAUAAAUAUCACAGAACUUUGUGUUUGCAAAAACUUCAUCGAGACAACACUCAUCCUUUAGAACAAUUAAAGGAAGCUUGGAAGUAA